AUGUCUUUUUGGGUUAUUCUUGUGGCUACAUCUCAGCCUGCUUGGCAAAAGGCCAUACUAAAAGACUUUCAUGCUCUUGAGUUAGAUGUCAAUAAUGAUUUUCUUCAUGGUGAUCUCUAUGAAGGUGUCUAUAUGAAAGUGCCCCCGUCUUCAGAUCAAAUUUCUUCUUCCUGUUCACAGUCUUCUACUCCCUUGUUUACAAACUCAAGAAGUCCUUGCUACAUCCUAAGCAAGAAUGAUUAUUCUCUUUUCACCAAGUCAUCUGAUCCUUCCUUGGUUGUUUUAGUGGUAUAUGUUGAUGACAUUUUAUUGGCUGGUUCUGAUAUAUUUGAAAUGACUACCCUAGAGACUUUCCUUGAUGAUCAUUUCAAAAUUAAGGAUUUGGGUUCGGUGCAUUAUUUUUUGGGCUUGGAAAUCACUACUCAUCCUUCUGGUUAUUUGAUGAAUCAACACAAAUACACUUACGAUUUGUUGGAAGAAUUUAAUUGCUCUCAUUUUACCCCUGUUUCUACCCCUUUGGAUCUUGCAAUUAAGUUAACCCCUGAUCUUGGCGAACCUUUGUCUGAUCCUACCACUUACAAAAGGCUAAAUGGUAAACUAAAUUUUCUACAACACACCAGGCCUGAUGUGUCUUUUGUUGUGCAACAUCUUAGCCAGUUCUUUAACUGUCCAAGGGUUCCUCAUAUGUUGGCUGGUAGUUGUCCAGUCUCUUGGAAGAUUAAGAAGCAGCCUACUAUAUCUAGUUCAUCUGCAGAAGCAAAGUAUAGGGCCUUGAGAAAAGUGGUGGCUGAAGCUACUUUACAUAUAGCUAAAAAAUAUGUUUUCCAUGAACGCACGAAGCAUAUCGAGCUUGAUUACCAUUUUGUUCGUGUUUCUGAUCUGAUUUCUCUUCAUUUUGUGAGAUCUGUUGACCAGUUAGCUGAUAUUUUGACAAAGGCAUUGCCUGGUCCUCUUCAUCAUUCACUUUUGCGCAAGCUAGCCGUGCUUGAUCCCUGCAGCUUGAGGGGGGAUGUUAACAUUAGCCCAUCUCCAGAUGUUCACCCAGGCCCAGGCUAA
Molecule: messenger RNA, 1056 nt
Organism: Lycium ferocissimum
Lineage: Eukaryota; Viridiplantae; Streptophyta; Magnoliopsida; Solanales; Solanaceae
Exons: 6
Coding region: 1-1056 (351 amino acids)
Source: RefSeq, a predicted model, not a curated record